AUGCCGCAGUCAGCCAAUAGUUCUCGUGGAAAAUCCUUCAAAGCAUUUCAGCUAGUUGUUGCCACGGCGGUUGUAAUGUUAUUUUUGCAAAAUAUACCUGUUUCUAACAUUCCUGGCUCUUAUGCUGUGGAAUGUCGGCAAACUUUUCCGGAUAUAAAACAUUCAACUUUGUACGAUUUUGUGAUGUUAUCCGGUACGGCGAACAAGUGGAUGAAGUUUGUCACAUUCGUAGCGACGGACCACAAACCUGUAGGUGUUGGAAAAACGUAUAAAGUCGUAUUAGACUCAAACAUAUUUGUGUUCAAAGUUAACGAACAUCAGCAAGGACAGUAUCUUGCACUGCAAAACAGCAAACGAAAUGAUCUGCUAAACCUACACAUUGAAAUACGCUUUACCAACACCUUAUGUAAACUCCCGGUGCAGUAUGUAUUUCCAACGGAAAAUUCAACGAGGUCAGCAGAAAGUACGCUUAAGAACACUUCAUGGGAAAUGCUUCAACAUAAUCACCUUUCAACUCGGCAAUGUGGGAGUGAGUUAAGCUUGAAUCUUUAUUCUCUACACGAUUCGUUCUUGUUUCAGAACACCAUCGGAGCACUGUUUCGAUAUUUUUUGAGUCGGCGACUCGACCGUAGCUUGUCCAACCUGGCUCACAUUUUGCCGCAUGUACAGCGUAUCGUUUCGUAA
Messenger RNA from Anopheles maculipalpis, 684 nucleotides. RefSeq lists its product as uncharacterized. Bases 1 to 684 code for a protein of 227 amino acids. NCBI's taxonomy places the organism in Eukaryota, Metazoa, Arthropoda, Insecta, Diptera, Culicidae. The record is from RefSeq and is a predicted model, not a curated record. The transcript is spliced from 4 exons.